CACACACACACACUCACACAUGCACACACACACUCACACACAUGCACACACAAACACACACACUCACACACUCACUCAUACACACAUACACACACACCUCACACACACACUCACACACACACUCACACAUGUGCACACACACACUCACACACACACGCUAUAAAAACAUACAUAUGCAAACACGGGUGUAUAAAAUAAGAUAUAUGAUGAUAAUUCUACAAAAAGGAGCAGAAAGUGUUGAAAACAUUAAAAAUUCUUACAGCCCAGGAAGAGAUGAAGAUACAGACAGAAGGAAGGCGGUUGACCACACCCAGCGUCCUCAGAAGCCGUGACUACAGAUGUCCAAGCUUUGGCAUCUCUGGGUGCAGCUGAAGGUACGCACACAUCGCUCUACUUGGAGACACUCACAGGAAAUAAUCACAAAUGGCCUGGAGCAACCACAGCAGCAUCACGGAGUUCGUGCUCACCGGGCUCUCUGACGACCCCCUGAUCCAGGCUCUACUUUUCACGCUGUUCCUGGGGAUUUACAUCCUCACCAUGACGGGGAACCUGAUGAUGCUGUUGGUGAUCGGGGCUGACUCCCACCUCCACACUCCCAUGUACUACUUCUUAAGCAACCUGUCGUUUGUAGAUCUCUGCUUCUCAACCGUCACGGUACCGAAGCUGCUGAAGGACCUCCUGUCUGUGAAGAAAAGCAUCUCAAUAGAGGGCUGCCUGGCUCAGGUCUUCUUCGUGUUUUUUUCUUCUGGUACCGAAGCCUGCCUGCUCUCCGUCAUGGCUUACGACCGCUAUGCUGCCAUCUGCCAUCCCCUGCUCUACGGCCAGGUGAUGAGAAAUGAGUUGUGUGUACGGCUUGUGCUAGUCUCGUGGGGCGUGGCCUCUCUCAAUGCAACCAUCAUCGUGCUCCUGGCUGUGAACCUGGACUUCUGUGAGGCUCAAACCAUUCACCACUACACUUGUGAGCUGCCUGCUCUUUUCCCUCUGUCCUGUUCGGAUAUCUCCAUCACCGUCGAUGUCCUGCUUUGCUCCAGCUUAUUGCACGGGCUGGGGACCUUUAUCCCUAUCUUCUUCUCCUAUGCCCGGAUUGUCUCCGCCAUCUUGAGCAUCAGUUCCACCACCGGGAGGAGCAAAGCCUUCUCCACCUGCUCCUCCCACCUUGCCGCAGUGACCUUGUUCUUCGGGUCCGGCUUUCUUUGCUAUCUCAUGCCCCCUUCUGGAUCUUCCCUGGACUUGCUCUUGUCUUUGCAGUACAGCGCAGUCACGCCCAUGUUGAAUCCCCUCAUCUACAGCCUGAAAAACAAGGAGGUGAAGGCGGCUGUGAAGAGGACCCUGAGAAAGUAUUUGCUUUAGGUAGUAAACUGUGUAAAGUUUUCUAAUUAUAUUCUCUUCUCAUACAUCCCUAAA
Molecule: messenger RNA, 1404 nt
Organism: Rattus norvegicus (Norway rat)
Lineage: Eukaryota; Metazoa; Chordata; Mammalia; Rodentia; Muridae
Source: RefSeq, a predicted model, not a curated record